AUGGCUGACAACGACAUGAAAGUGAAUCCUGCGCGGGCCACAGAGCUCAUCGAGAACAUUGCCCAUGUCUCCCACCGAAUAGGCCUCGCCAAUAAGGCCGGCAGAAACGUCCGCCUCAUUGCUGUCUCGAAGCUGAAGCCUGCCACCGACGUGCUUGCCCUGCACACGGCGCCUGCACCGAACACCCACUACCACUUCGGCGAGAACUACUUCCAGGAGCUGCAAGAGAAGGCCGCCCUGCUGCCGCGCAGCAUACGAUGGCACUUUAUCGGCGCCCUGCAGACCAACAAGUGCUCCAAGCUAGCCGAGCAGAUUCCUAACCUGUGGUGCGUGUCAAGCGUCGACUCGACCAAGAAGGCCGAUCAGCUGGAGAAGGGUCGCAAGACGCUGGUCGAGAAGAGUGCCGGCGAGGAUGUGAAAGAGCCGCUGCGCAUCAUGGUCCAGGUCAAUACAUCGGGCGAGGAGGAGAAGAGCGGCGUGGAGCCGAGGGACACGGCGGCCCUGUGUCGCCAUAUCCGCGAGAAGUGCCCGCAUCUCAAGCUAGCAGGCCUCAUGACCAUUGGUGCCAUUGCCCGCUCCCAGGCAACCACUCCAGAGACGGAGAACGAAGACUUCGUGACGCUGCGCGAUGUGCGGGACAAGGUCGCCAAGGAGCUUGGCCUGGGGCCAGACGAGCUGGAGCUGAGCAUGGGCAUGAGCUCCGACUUCGAGGGCGCCAUUGCCCUGGGAAGCGACGAGGUCAGAGUGGGUACCACCAUCUUUGGCGUGCGCCCGCCGAAGAAAGAUGCAAAGGUCAAAGAGGAAGCCGAGGAGGCCAAGAAGUAG
Lasiodiplodia theobromae is the source of this 825-nucleotide messenger RNA. Its product is annotated as Alanine racemase family protein. NCBI's taxonomy places the organism in Eukaryota, Fungi, Ascomycota, Dothideomycetes, Botryosphaeriales, Botryosphaeriaceae. Gene Ontology annotation, cellular component: intracellular anatomical structure. The transcript is spliced from 2 exons. The record is from RefSeq and is a predicted model, not a curated record. Gene Ontology annotation, molecular function: pyridoxal phosphate binding. Bases 1 to 825 code for a protein of 274 amino acids.